AUGGCUCGAAUCGCGAUUCUCUCUUUGUUUCUGGUACUCUUGUGUCUGAGCAGCGGGCUUGUCCAACGCCCAAAUUUCGCAGCAGACGCAAGAUUGCUGGAGAACAUCGGAACGCCCUCAACACUCCGAGAACGUGACGAUGUCCCUGCCGGCUUCGUCGCAUCCCCGUACUAUCCUGCACCCCGCGGAGGAUGGCUGAGCGAGUGGUCAGCCGCCUACGCAAAAGCACAGUUGGUGGUUGCAAACAUGACGCUGGCUGAGAAAGUCAAUCUCACGACUGGAACUGGACUAUUCAUGGGACGCUGCUCAGGUAACACUGGAUCGGCGCUUCGUUUUGGCAUUCCUAGUCUGUGCCUGCAGGACUCUGCUCUGGGCAUUGCUGCGACGGAUAACAUCACUGCUUUCCCGGCUGGGAUCACGGUUGGUGCUACUUGGAAUAAAGCUUUGACUUAUGCCAGGGGAGCUGCUAUUGGGGCUGAGGCUCGGGGAAAGGGUGUCAACAUCCAACUUGGGCCAACAGUUGGCCCCAUUGGCCGCAAGCCGAGAGGUGGAAGAAACUGGGAAAGCUUUGGAGCUGACCCAGUCCUUCAGUCAUGGGGCGGCGUUGAGACUAUCAAGGGAAUGCAAGACCAAGGUGUGAUAGCUACGAUCAAGCAUUUCAUUGCCAACGAGCAGGAAGCGUAUCGUAUGGACAUCCCUCCCCACGGCUUGAUGAAAGCACUCAGCAGCAACCUCGAUGACCGGACCCUUCACGAGCUUUAUGCUUGGCCAUUUGCUGAUGGUAUCCGAGCUGGUGUUGGGGCUGUAAUGACAGCUUACAACGAUGUCAAUGGAAGCGCGUCAUCCCAGAACAGCAAGAUGAUGAAUGGCAUUCUGAAGGAUGAGAUGGGAUUCCAGGGACUCGUGAUGAGCGACUGGCUUGCCCAAAUUGGUGGUGUCAGCUCUGCACUGGCAGGUUUGGAUAUGGCGAUGCCAGGUGAUGGAAAUACACCACUUCUUGGCCUUUCUUAUUGGGGCUACCAACUUUCCACGGCAGUUCUUAAUGGCACGAUCCCGCUCGAGCGUAUGAACGAUAUGGUGACGCGUAUCGUAGCCACAUGGUACCAACUUGGUCAGGAUAAAAACUUCCCGGAGCCAAACUUCUCCUCCAAUACGGCAGAUCGCACGGGAAAUUGCUAUCCCGGCUCUCUGGUUGGGCCAACUUGUGUCGUUAACGAGUAUGUCAAUGUUCAAGCAGAUCAUGGGAAUAUCGCUAGGGAGAUCUCGAGAGAAGCCAUCACGGUGCUGAAGAAUGACAAUAAGACCCUGCCACUUUCAAGCAAAUCAGUCCUGAAGAUCUUCGGAACAGAUGCAGCCAAGAAUCCGGAUGGGAUCAACGCCUGCAACCAACGCUCUUGCAACAAGGGAACUCUGGGAAUGGGGUGGGGAUCAGGUACGGCCAAUUAUCCAUACUUGGAUGACCCAAUCACUGCCAUCAGGCUCAGAGCCGCAAACACAACCCUUUACAACACCGACUCCUUCCCGUCAGGUCUGACUGAAGCUGCCGGCGAUAUUGCCAUGGUAUUCAUCAGUAGUGACUCUGGAGAGAAUCAGUACACCGUUGAAGGAAACAACGGUGACCGCAAGGAGAGUGGUCUGUAUGCGUGGCACAACGGAGACGACUUGGUCAGAGCAGCAGCAGCCAAGUAUGCUACAGUUGUUGUUGUAGUUCACACAGUUGGCCCUAUUCUCGUGGAAAAGUGGGCCGAUCUCCCAUCGGUGAGAGCAAUUGUUUUUGCCCAUCUACCGGGCCAGGAAGCUGGCAACUCGCUAACCGAUAUCCUCUUUGGCGACUACUCACCGAGUGGUCAUCUCCCCUAUUCUAUUCCAAAAGCUGAGACCAACUACCCGGCAUCUGUCAGUCUGAUGGGGUUCCAAUUCUUUCAAGUGCAAGACACCUUCACCGAGGGCCUGUACAUCGACUACCGGUAUCUGAAUAAGCAUUCUAUAGCACCUCGCUACGCAUUCGGUCACGGUCUCUCCUACACCACAUUCUCCAGGACGAGUGUAACAGUCACUGCUGGAGAAGCCAUGACAUCGAUUCCUCCUACUCGAGCAGCCAAAGGUCCUGCCCCGGCAUUCAGCAGUGCAAUUCCCUCGCCCGCUGAGGUCGCCUGGCCCACAGGAUUCACCAAGAUCUGGAGAUAUCUAUACCCGUACCUUGACAACCCCCAGGAUAUUGUCGCCACCAACAAGUUCACCUAUCCCGCAGGCUACCAAAGCACCCCUCAACCCGACCCGGUCGCGGGCGGCGCCCAAGGUGGAAACCCCGCCCUCUGGGAUGUCAUGUUCACGAUCGCCGUCAAGGUGACCAACACGGGCACGUUUGCCGGCAAGGAAGUCGUGCAAGUCUACGUUCAAUAUCCGAGCGACAACCCGUGGGACACGCCUAUCAUCCAGCUCCGGGCUUUCGAGAAGACGGCCACCCUCGCGGCUGGUGCGAGCGCCUCGGUCACAUUGCAACUCACGCGCAGGGAUCUGAGUAUCUGGGACGUGGUCCGACAGAACUGGAUCAUCCCCGUUAGCACCUCCCAGCCGUUUGUGUUUUGGAUUGGCAACUCGAGUGCGGGAUUGACGUUGGCUUGCGAGAGUUUGAGCAAGACGUGUUCGGACGGGAGGACGGAGCCUGUUCCUUGA
Drepanopeziza brunnea f. sp. 'multigermtubi' MB_m1 is the source of this 2676-nucleotide messenger RNA. RefSeq lists its product as uncharacterized. The record is from RefSeq and is a predicted model, not a curated record. Gene Ontology annotation, molecular function: beta-glucosidase activity. Gene Ontology annotation, biological process: glucan catabolic process. NCBI's taxonomy places the organism in Eukaryota, Fungi, Ascomycota, Leotiomycetes, Helotiales, Drepanopezizaceae.